AGCAAGUCUGGGGGCCAACAUCCUCUCUGCUGAAGCUCACUGCCCCCCUCCUACCCACACCCACACUCUGAAACCGACCCUGCGUGUGUUUUAGGACGUUUUUCUGAGCAGAAGAAAGCGGAAAGCGGCCAGAAGUCGAAGGGGACCCUGCCUCGCCACCGUGGAGCGUGUUUCUGCGUGUUUUUUCCCUCUCUGGCCCGGAGUUCCAGACAAGCAGGAAAAUUGCUUGGUGUAGCUGCAUCGGAGAGAAGGCUCGGGAGGAGGUCAAACUGCGGGACACGAUGAGUGGGAAGGACACGGCGACGGACAAGCUCAUCUCAGAUGCGAUGGCGAACCCCUCUCCAGCUAAGAGCAUGGGUGAUCCUGGAAUCACUCCUCUUUCUCCUUCACAUAAUCAGAGCGACACGGACCAGGUGCAGUCACAGCCGUCCUUCGUGGUGGUGGUUGCCAUUGAUUUUGGCACCACAUCCAGUGGUUAUGCUUACGCCUUCACUAAGGAGCCAGAGUGCAUUCACACCAUGAGGCGUUGGGAGGGAGGAGAUCCUGGUGUGUCCAAUCAGAAGACUCCAACAACCAUCCUACUGACUCCCGACAGGAAGUUCCACAGCUUCGGCUAUGCAGCUCGGGAUUUUUACCAUGACCUGGACCCUAGCGAGUCCAAGCAAUGGCUCUACCUGGAAAAAUUCAAAAUGAAACUCCACACCACUGCAAAUCUGUCCAUCGACACUGAUCUCCACGCAGCCAAUGGGAAAAGGGUGAAAGCUCUGGACAUCUUUGCAUAUGCCCUGGCCUUCUUUAAGGAGCAGGCACUGAAGGAGCUCAGUGACCAGACAGGCGGUGAAUUUGACAACAAUGAUGUGAGAUGGGUGAUCACAGUUCCCGCCAUCUGGAAAAUGCCUGCAAAGCAGUUCAUGAGGGAAGCUGCCUAUAAGUCAGGUCUGGUUUCCCGGGACAACCCAGAGCAACUCAUCAUCGCCUUAGAGCCGGAGGCAGCGUCCAUCUAUUGCCGCAAGCUCCGCCUCCACCAGAUGAUGGAUCUGGGCACACAGACCACCCAGAACGGUUUCAGCCCUACUGACAACGUGGGAAGUGGGAUGAGCCAAGCAGCUAAGGAGCAUGUUCGGCGCAACCGGCAGAGCCGCACCUUUUUGGUGGAAAAUGUCAUAGGGGAGCUUUGGUCGGAGCUGGAAGAAGGUGACCGUUACGUGGUGGUGGACUGUGGUGGAGGAACUGUGGACCUGACGGUCCACCAGAUCCGGCUUCCAGAAGGACAUCUCAAAGAGCUCUACAAGGCCUCAGGUGGACCCUACGGCUCCAUCGGGAUCGAUUAUGAAUUUGAGAAGUUACUGUGUAAGAUCUUUGGCCAGGAUUUCAUUGAUCAGUUUAAGAUAAAGAGACCAGCCGCCUGGGUGGACUUGAUGAUUGCGUUUGAGUCUCGGAAGAGAGCAGCCGCCCCCGACAGAACCAACCCUCUCAAUAUUAACCUGCCCUUCUCUUUCAUUGACUACUACAAGAAGUUCAGGGGCCACAGCGUGGAGCACGCCCUGCGCAAGAGCAAUGUGGACUUUGUCAAAUGGUCAUCUCAGGGGAUGCUGAGGAUGAGUCCGGAUGCCAUGAAUUCCCUGUUUAAACCAACCAUACAGCACAUCAUCCAACAUCUCACUGAGCUCUUUGACAAGCCGGAGGUCAGCGACAUCAAGUUCCUGUUCCUGGUUGGAGGUUUUGCUGAGUCAGCGCUUCUUCAGCAAGCGGUCCAGAACAUGCUCCAGGGCCGCAGCCGGAUUAUCAUCCCCCAUGACGUUGGUCUAACCAUCCUGAAAGGCGCUGUGCUCUUCGGCCUGGACCCCAGCGUCAUCAAAGUCCGCCGCUCUCCGCUCACAUACGGGGUAGGCGUCCUCAACCGCUUUGUGGAGGGUAAACACCCGCCAGAGAAACUGCUGGUGAAGGACGGCACGCGCUGGUGCACCGACGUCUUCGACACUUUCAUAGCCGCCGACCAGUCUGUGGCGCUGGGCGAGAUGGUAAAGCGGAGCUACACGCCCGCCAAGCCAUCCCAACAGGUCAUCGUCAUCCAUGUCUACUGCUCAGAGAAAGAGAGCGUGGCCUUCAUCAGCGAGCCCGGCGUGAAGAAGUGUGGGACACUUCGCUUGGACGUGAGUGGGACGGAAAGCACGGCACCACGCCGCGAGAUCCAGACACUCAUGCAGUUCGGUGACACCGAGAUCCGAGCCAUGGCGGUGGAUGUGUCCACUGGACGCACUGUCAAAGCUAGCAUUGACUUCCUGAGCCAUUAAGUAGCCUGUAACAGAGUUCACCUCACAUGAAAACAUGCAGCUUACACACACACACACACACACACACACACGAGUAAGGGAUAUUUAAUGGAAAGAGGUGAAUGUUAAUAAAUCUUAAGGCUUAAUGAAGAGUAGUGGUAAACACAAUCAACAGCUUCAUCUUCAGCGUAAAUCUAGACAUCAGACUUAGGAAGCCACAUUACUGCAAGGAGCAGGAGGAGGAAGCUGGAAGAGUUCAGUCUGCUUUAGGUCAGAGUUUAUUUUUACUCCAAAAUGUCGAGACAAAACCAUCUUCCCCUUCCUGAAGCUGCAGCAUUGUUGAGUUUGAAGCUUUGGUUUCUCCUCAUCCAUUACACAUAUUUUAUACACAGCCUGUCCAAAAAAGGAAAGUCCUACACUAAUAUUUCAUUGUGCCUCCUUUAGCUUUGAUUAUGGCAGCUUUCAGUGUGUUAUUGUUUUGAUAAGCUUCUGCAAUGUCACAUUUAUUUCCAUCCAGUGCUGCAAUCAUUUUUCUCCAACCUCUGAUAAUGGCAGAGUCCAACCUCCAGCACAUCCCAAAGAUUCUCAGUAGAGUUCAGGUCUGGACUCUGUGGUGGCCAGUCCAUGAGUGAA
This is a messenger RNA of Melanotaenia boesemani (Boeseman's rainbowfish), 2906 nucleotides long. It is a transcript of the gene hspa12a, whose product is annotated as heat shock protein 12A. The record is from RefSeq and is a predicted model, not a curated record. The transcript is spliced from 12 exons. NCBI's taxonomy places the organism in Eukaryota, Metazoa, Chordata, Actinopteri, Atheriniformes, Melanotaeniidae. Bases 282 to 2294 code for a protein of 670 amino acids.